Molecule: messenger RNA, 2762 nt
Organism: Gadus macrocephalus (Pacific cod)
Lineage: Eukaryota; Metazoa; Chordata; Actinopteri; Gadiformes; Gadidae
Product: nucleolar and coiled-body phosphoprotein 1-like
Exons: 6
Coding region: 167-2359 (730 amino acids)
Source: RefSeq, a predicted model, not a curated record
UUGCAUGCCGGGAACAACAACAUGGCGGUAGAUUUGGACUUCCCUCCAGUGUAAAACAGCAUAUUUUCUUUACCUAAAUCGCAAUUGAUGCUAACUUCAUUGCCCUUGGCGGACCCGUAUGUAGCGGCUGAAGACUUCCUAGCUGGAGACUUCCUGGGUGUCUGUCAUGGACCGAGCUCCAGCAGACCUUCAACCGCCGGUCCACAGCCUGUCCCCGGAGGGGCCGACCUCCAGGGCCAACCGGCUGAGGAGGAGCUCCAGAACCCCGAACCAGAAGCCCCAGUCCCCGGGGGGGGCUACCUCCAGAAUACUGAGCCAGACGUCCCCGGGCACCCACGCUCCGGAGACCCGGGAGACAGCUCCCCUCAAACACAGACACGUCUGGGCCCAACCACCUCAUGCAUUCAAUACGCCAACCAGAAUGGCCCGGUCUAAAUAUGACACUGUCUUUUGUGUCGAAUCCCCAAACAAUGAUGGGGAGUUUCAACAGGACAUUGUUUGGGAUGCUAACUCUCCCUCCCCUGUCAGGCCAGGGAAAAAAGGAAAGAGCCGUGCAGCGGGGGCUGCAAUCGGAAUCUCAGAAAUUGUCCGCAGAAUAGCUCCCAUGCAUGGACGCCCAGCGGUGGUGGAGCCCGCUUUGCAGGUGUGGAUUGAAAGCGCUGCUAUUCCCUGUACUCCAGAGGAGCACCACCCCAAGAGGAAGUCCCCAAGGCCCAACGGUGUAGACGAUCUGCUGAAACUGGCCAAGCAGUUUGACUUCAACAUGUUUCGGAAAGACGAGGAACGGGCGGAGGAAAUGCACAAGCAGGCCUUGGGGCUUCUGUCAGACGACAUCUUGGAAGGACCCCCUCGGGCGGACCCCCUUCCACCAGCGCCAGAGACGGCCAGCAAGAACCCCUCCCCUGUCUGCGGGCUGCAGGACUACCACAUGGAAGAUUUCUUUGACCAGCCGACGCAAGACUGCAGCAGUAACCUCAUCCAGAUGGUAUGCCUCGGGUCCCUGGAGAGCUCCAGCUCCGGGACGGCAGGCGGGGCCCCACACUGUGCGACUCCUCCCAUUCCCACUCCUGCUGAAAACGGUCCAGCUGCGGUCCAGUUGGAUGACGACUGGGAGAACGACUGGGAGAACGAGGAUUUCCUUAACGACACCUUAGUCAUGGAAAUUACCCCAAAUCCACCGUGCUUUGCCCUGCCAAAGUACUGCUCCACACAAAGCAGAUGGGAUGAGGCCCUCCCUGGCAGCACGCAUCCCUCUAGAGGUACACCAGGCAGGCUGGGAGGGGAAGGUGGCCCGGCAGAGAAGGAGCCCAGAAUGCCGAAAAACAGAACCACUUUCAAAUUGGAUGUAAUUCCUCUGAGCCUCAAUGAGAAGGAUGCGGCAGCGAGCCAGGCGUCCAUGACAAACACACCGCAGAGCGAGGCUUUGUCGAGGAUGAACCCCCCAGUCUCGGGCUCCUAUACACAGAGGCCAUCGCACCCUCCAAGAGGAGCGCUGCCCGGUCCCCCUGCCGGCCCGCAGCCCAAGACCUCCCUCGCCAACGCCAACGCCAGUGCCAAACGCACCUUGGCCCGGACAACCCCCAUGACCUCAAACAAGAUGAAAGAAAACCAACCGGUGAGGUCCUCCAAUAUCCAGGCCAUGGCGACCAUCAGCUGUUCUGCUGAAGCCCCAGGGCAAGAAACUCCGCCCGUGGUGCCGGCCAGCGACGACUACCGAGACCUGGACGAGUUAUUUUCUUCAGAGCCCGUUUGGGACGAGGAGGGUGACGACGACCUCCUGUGUCAAAUGUGCGAGGACCUGGAGACUCAAGCGGUGGUGCUGGAGAGGCCUGCAGCGCUAAAGCAACCCCUGUCGCUAGACAAGAAGCCUGGCCAGGCGGCCCAGAGACCGGCCCGGGUGGCAACUCCCCCCCGGGUCGGGGACCAGCAGAAGGGUUGUCCGGCUGUAAAGGUCUCGAAACAGCCCUCGCCCAGCGCGCCGCCUCCUCCUUCUGCCUCUCUGGCGGCCCAAUGUUCUCCUCCUGAUCGCGUGCAGCCAUCAGGGCUGUCUGCCAACCCCUUCACAGGGAACGCCUUGCCUAGCAUCAAGACCACCAGCACGGAGUCCUUCAAAUACGCACUGUCAGUUAGCAAUGUGGACCAUUCUCAAUGCUACGUAGGAGGACCUCCACCCAAAGCUGGAGAUAAGGGUCAGUUCUCUGUUAAGAAGCCGCCGAGCCCCAGCGUCAAGGUGAUCCCUACAGGGCCCAAGAAGUGCUCGAAGGCAGAGAUCGAGCGCAAAAAGAGGCAGGCGCUGGAGAGAAGACGACAGCACCUGCAGGGGCCCCAGAACCUGGGCGCCCCAACACGGGGCCGCUGAGCUCUCAUCUGACGCAGGAACGCAGAUCCUUGACUACCUUUGUUUCUGUUGGUUUUCACACAAUGUUUGACACCACGUUUACUUAGACUUUACUGCUUUGUUUCUACCUAUAUUAUCUUUUUAACACUAAUCAUUUUUAGGAUUAGCCAUUUAAGGAUUGUCAACGGAUACAUUGAAUCUAGCACAUUUGGUUUGAAGCUCUUCUACGCUUACAGCAGUGUCCCCCAGGGGGCCAAUACCAGACACAAGCUCCCCCCAGUGGCCACGUGCAGGGACACGCUAACCUGGAGACUCCCCAGUUUAAAGGUUUUCAUCUCAAGCAAAAUAUCUAAAUUGUUUAAUAUAUAUUUUCGUGUUUGUCAAGUUCUGUUAAUAAAGUUCCACCUGAGGACGGUUUUACUCA